Messenger RNA from Funneliformis geosporum, 936 nucleotides. The record is from the annotation of a GenBank genome assembly. NCBI's taxonomy places the organism in Eukaryota, Fungi, Glomeromycota, Glomeromycetes, Glomerales, Glomeraceae.
AUGACAUCAGUUUUUCAUUCCGGUGAAGUUAAUUUAGUCAAGCAGACAUGUGAAGAUAUAUUCGGAUUGUUAAUUGCAUCUGAUGAAUUAUUGCUUGAUGAAUUAUUCAACUAUGUCCAAGUUCACUUAAUCGAUAAGCAUUUCGAUUGGAUCCAAAAUAAUUUUGUCCAGGUUCUUCAUUCCGUAUUUAAACUUAAUAAGAAUUUCGAAGCAUUGAAAAAUACGUUAGAUCAAUUCAUUCCCCUUAUUCGGUUUGUGGAAAUUUCACCAAAAGAUUUUUUUGAUAAUGUUCGUCCUUAUAAGGGAGCUAUUUCAAAUCAUAUUUAUGAAGAAAUUGAGGAAUUUUAUUAUAAAAAAACCUUGCCAAAAUCAAUAAAUGUUUCUCAACGACCUAGGAAAAUCCAAAUCGGAAUUGAAUCACAGAUUAUCAAACCGGGUCUCGCUAAUAUAAUUACUCAUUGGAUCGAAAGAAAAGAUGAUAUUAAUCUUCUGCUCAAGAAAAUGUAUAAGUUUGAGCUUCUCUAUCGUAGUAGCCAAGAUGGGCUUUCUCAUAUUACACUUCGUAAUAAAUGUAAUAACCAUGGUUCAUGUCUGGUGUUAGUCCAACAACAAUCAACAACAAAAAUUUUAGGAGGAUAUAAUCCACUUGGUUUUACUCUUAGCAAUGGAGGAUGGCAAGAAACACGUGAAAGCUUUAUAUUUUCUUUUGAAAAUGAUAAUGAUACUACAAAUAUGAAAAUAAGUCGCGCAGUUGAUACUCAACAUGCAAUGUAUGAAAAUAAUGCUAAUGGAUUCAAUUUUGGCAGUACUUUUUAUAUGAUAAAUCAAUCAAUUUAUUUGAACUAUACUGGAGUUUAUGAUUGUAGUAUUGUGGCAAAUUCAAGUUUGAAUUCUAACUUUGUUCCGAAUGUUAUUGAAGUUUUUAAAGUUAUAUAA